AUGUACUUCUCUUCACUAGUAACGCUCGCCGUCCUUUUUGGCGCCGCUGCUGCUGUCCCCACACCAGCUGAACACAGUCUUGUCGCCCGCGACUGCUCCGCUGAGGUUCGCCGUUUCAACAUCGAGCGCCGCGAGAAGAGGGGCCUUGGCAAGCGCGCCUUCUACAACAGCAUAAAAAACGCUACUUGCAUCGUGUCCCCUGAUGCACCAAGAGUUAACUACGUGGCCAACCCAGCUGUCCGCACCGAUGUUACUGACGGUCAAACCGGUAUCGCUCUGACUCUCGAUGUUGGUGUCAUGGACAUCACCACCUGCCAACCCUUGACAAACACGAUGGUCGAGGUCUGGUCCGCCAAUGCGCAGGGGAACUAUGGCUCGUACCUCCGGGGUGCUACCGCGACUUCUUCAAGCGGUAUCGCCGAGUUCCAAACUAUCUUCCCCGGCUACUCAUCGGACGGAGCCAAUCACAUCAACCUGCUGGUUCACCAGCAGUCCCUGGGAUCACCAGUCACCCAUGUGGGCCAGGUCUUCUUCACCGAUCGAUGGACGGAGGUUGUGUCGAUGACUUCGCCAUACAACACAAACACCCACAAGCUCACGAAGAACGCACAAGACCCCAACUACACCAAGGCAAGCAGCUCUGGCUACUCCCCGAUUGUUGACAUCGAGUCGAUCAAUGACGACUGGCCAGAGGGUGUCGUCGGAUAUAUCACUGUCGGCGUGAACCCAAGCAAGUCUGUCUGA
Molecule: messenger RNA, 744 nt
Organism: Pleurotus ostreatus (oyster mushroom)
Lineage: Eukaryota; Fungi; Basidiomycota; Agaricomycetes; Agaricales; Pleurotaceae
Exons: 9
Coding region: 1-744 (247 amino acids)
Molecular function (GO): iron ion binding; oxidoreductase activity, acting on single donors with incorporation of molecular oxygen, incorporation of two atoms of oxygen
Source: RefSeq, a predicted model, not a curated record